UGUGUUGUGUGUACCCGUUUUUCCCCGCCCCUUCCUUCUUCACCUUCCCACAGCCCACCUCUGCCAGCACGCGUCCCCACACUAGCGAACCGGUUCCGUAAGAGCUUGUGUUCCGACCCGUUCCCACCUUCCGCUCCUGCCUUCCCUCACGUGCGCGAGUCAAUACUCCAGCCCCCAGAGGCCCAGGCUCCGAGGCCUGCGCGCUGGGCCCGCGCUACCCGCUGGGAACGGUAGUUCAGCCCCACAGCUGGCGUCACGCCCCCGGCCUGGCGCCGGAUUUCUGCCCCGAACCGGUUCCUAAGCCUAGCGAAGCUGUUACUCCGACCCAAAGCCUCAUUGGGUGUUGCUGGACGGGAAGGGGCGGCGCCGCCGGGACAGAAAAGGAAAUAAAAGUGAAAGCCACAGCGGCUAAGCGCAGUUGCCAUUACCAGAAAUCCGCGGAGAGCCCAACGUAUGGAAAGCUAAACCACACACUGUCCGGCAGCCGAAACUAUGUAGAAUCCCGAGGAACGGAGAAACUGGCUGGGGCGGACUCCAUAAACUCUCGCAACUUGCCUUCAAAAGGACGCUCCUAUUACCUAAUGGUGUUUCCUUUGAUAGGCCGUGAGUGGAGGCCUGGAUCAGGGAAGGGACUUUCCCAAGGUCACAUAACCGACAAAUAAAAUUCAAAGCGCAGGGUCACCCCCCCCCCCCAAGUCCAAGAUUCUUAGUAGCAUACCUUUCAAAGAAGUGGAAAUCCUACCCUUCGUGCCUUUUAUUUCCAGGAAGCGGGAGCUUCUACUCGCACUUGCCGGAAGUGCCUUUGCCUUGGUACCUGCGUGUUCCUGAAGCGCUGCUGCCUCGUGGUGCGACGCUGGCAGCAACAUGUUUCUGAUUCAGACCCUCCACUUACUGUAAAAAUACAUUACUCAGAACUGCCUGGGAUCAAGACUUUCAAUAAGGCACAAUAUGCUUCAUUUCUUCCAGAAGUUUUCUCGAGCAUCUUCAAAGAUGCUGAAGUCCCCUUUUACAGUUGGACUAGCACUCAGCAAAAGAAGAAAUACACUUUCUCUUAAGACAUGUCCUCAGCAGAACUUUCCCCCUUUGUUUCCAACAUCUUGGCUUUUCUCAUCAUUUCCAGUGUGUAUGAGCAGGACACAGUACUAUCAUACUUCCCCAUGCAGCUUUAAGAAGAAGCAAGCAGUCCUUCCAGCCAGGCCACCAAAAACCAUCACUUACCUUCCUGACAGCCCAAAGCCAGCAUUAUAUAUAACUCUUGCAGGACUAUUCCCUUUUGUUGCUCCUCCACUAGUCAUGGUAAUGACAAAGACCUAUAUCCCCGUUUUAGCUUUUACUCAGAUGGCUUAUGGAGCCAGUUUCCUAUCUUUCUUGGGAGGAAUCAGAUGGGGUUUUGCUCUGCCAGAAGGUAGUCCAGCCAAACUAGACUUCCUUAAUUUAGCUAAUAGUGUAGCUCCUCUUUUGUUUUCAUGGUUUGCCUUCCUUAUUGCUGAAAGACUCAGUGAAGCUAUUAUGACAGUAAUAAUAGGUUUGGGGAUAGCAUUACAUAUUGAACUUUUUAUCUUACCACAUUAUCCCAACUGGUUCAAAGCCUUGAGGAUAGUAGUCACUUUAGUGGCCUUUUUUUCAUUUAUAGUCACUUUAAUAGUUAAAGAUAUUUAUCCAGAGAAAGGACCCCAAAGACCUCAUCAAAUCAAAUAAAUAUAGGGACUUCCUAUAUUUAAGGGUUAAGACACAACCUAUGAAGAUAUGCGCAGCCAUUGCAGCACAAGUUUGAUUCCCGGCCAGCCAGGGAGCAACCCACAUGGGCGCAGCAGACCUCUCCUGACCCACCCACUGCUCCCCUUACCAGUGUACUUUGGUCAGUCUGCCUGUUCUGCUCCCCACUCUGUCUCUGGUGAAUCCUCUCACCCACUACCCCCCACGCCUCUGGCCUAUAUCUAGGUUCUUGUAUGCAUAAAUAAAUCUUAAAAAAUCAAAUAAAUAUAAAAAACUAAUCUGUAAAAUGAUAGUAGUAUGUCGACUACAAGCUUUAUAAGGUUGUGUUUUCACAUCACCUUUUGGUUAUGUUUUUCUGUUUCUCCCAUUUGGCUCUUUUUUUCCUACCCUCAGUAAUUUUACUCUUCACAGACUUUUCAUUUCUAGAAAGCUUUAUUUCAUAGGAAUUAAUUGAGCAAUAACUUGAAAAUCCCUGGCUCCUUUCUCAUGUCAUAUUUAUGUUACAAUUAUCUUUAAACAUCUCAGUGUUUUAACUUGUCUUGAGAAAUUUAAAAAUAAAGAAAAUUUAAAAAUCCCUUUUGCUAAAGCCUU
Molecule: messenger RNA, 2307 nt
Organism: Talpa occidentalis (Iberian mole)
Lineage: Eukaryota; Metazoa; Chordata; Mammalia; Eulipotyphla; Talpidae
Gene: TMEM69
Product: transmembrane protein 69
Exons: 4
Coding region: 949-1698 (249 amino acids)
Source: RefSeq, a predicted model, not a curated record